UUGGCCAAUAAUGGUUGACCACACUAGGACCUUACUUUUUAUAGUAUGUUCUAUGAAAGUAUUAAUGAGCGAUGUGACACCGGCAUGUUUCCAUGUUGAGUUGGGAGCAAUGAGGGUCGUCGCCAACAACGCAAUAAUUAUUUUCAACUCAACCAACUACACCCUCACCUACUUUGGCUUCACAUUGGACCUACUUCAAGCACUCAUAAAUCCGACUUUCAAAUUAAUAAUUACGCGUUGGAAACCGGACAAAAUAGAGGAAGAAGUCCUGUUCAAUCAAACAACCCUCGUUUGCCAGCUGGUUCGUUUAUCCAGACGUUUCCCUUUUAUGGAGUCGGCUCUUCGCGCCACACUUUUAUUUACCAAUAUCACACUAAAAUGCCCCAUUCCGCCUGCUCGUUACGCUAUUUUCAACGCAAAGCUUGGAAAAGUAUUUCCAGCAGGAUUUUUCUACAAACCAAACACGAUUGUGACAAUGGAUUUAAGUUACCAUGAACACGGCCCAAGUGAUAAUGUUGAUUUUAUAGCUCAAGUGUUAAUUAAUUUUAUUAUAAAACAGCAGUGCAGGGGAGGAAACCGAUUUUAA
Molecule: messenger RNA, 586 nt
Organism: Hermetia illucens (black soldier fly)
Lineage: Eukaryota; Metazoa; Arthropoda; Insecta; Diptera; Stratiomyidae
Exons: 2
Coding region: 11-586 (191 amino acids)
Source: RefSeq, a predicted model, not a curated record